Xenopus laevis (African clawed frog) is the source of this 1256-nucleotide messenger RNA. RefSeq lists its product as uncharacterized. The transcript has 2 exons. The record is from RefSeq and is a predicted model, not a curated record. The coding region runs from base 46 to 804 and encodes 252 amino acids. Lineage: Eukaryota; Metazoa; Chordata; Amphibia; Anura; Pipidae.
GGUUUAAACAUUAAUGAUGUUGGCUUAAAAAACAACGGGCUACAAAUGGUUAUCAGACAAUCAAAAACUGAUACUGAAGGCAAAGGUGACAGCAUUUGGCUGAGCACAUUUAAUCAGACAACACUUUGCCCAAUAAAAGCCUAUUCGGAAUACAUUAAAUUGAGAGGCAGCAAACCCGGUCCACUCUUCAUGCACCAAAAUGAGCCAAAAACGAUAGCAGUCUUCAUUAUAGGACAUUCCUACAUAUACAGGGCAGUAAGAAGAGCCGCCAAACAGGAAUAUGGGACUAAUUUAAAUUUGGAUAAGCAACAGGUAAAGGUCACCUGGUUGGGUUUAAGAGGUGCCAUUUGGCACAAUUUGCUUGCAAUGCUAUCUCAAAUGAUAUCCCGUUGGGGGCAACCAGAUAUUGUACUCAUUCACCUGGGUGGUAAUGACAUUGGCAAAGAAAAGACAAUAGAGAUUAUUCGUUUCAUAAGAAGAGAUUUGGCUCAACUUCACUUUUCAUUUCCAAAAGUUUUGUUUGUUUGGUCUGAAAUGGUUUCCCGCAUUAUUUGGUUUCAGUCCCCUGAAACUAAAGCAUUAGAUAGAUGCCGCAAAAAGAUCAACUCUGCUAUUGCAAAAUUUGCAAAAGGGCUGAAUGUUUUCACUUAUAGACAUACAGAUCUAGAGCUUACUGGCAGUGGCCUUUACAGGGAUGACAGUGUUCAUCUAUCUGACAUAGGGCUAGAUAUUUUCAAUAAUGGUUUAAGAAAUGCAAUUGAAUUAGCUAUUAGCAAAUGGAAAGGUGCCAAAGCAGGGCGCUAAUGCACCGCUUUGCCGUGGAGAGGUUUGUUUAAGUUUAUAUGUUUUUGAGAAUGAAUCCUCCUGGCCAAGCAUCAAGGCGGAGCUAAGAGAAAAAGAUAUAGGCGGCGGGAAGAUUUUAGUAUUCCUUGCUGGCUAGGUUCAUAGUUUAUGUUAUAUAUAGAGGUUUGGAAAGAAAAUAAUAAAUCAAGCUGCGGCCACAUUCUCCAUUAAGCUCUGGUCUCUGUGUGUUUAUUUAUUUCAGUUCGCUUGCUUAUCCAGCUUGCUGACCCAUGCAAUCAUCUGCAUCACAUGCUUAGUGCGUGGAGUAUACACUGAACUUAUUUAGUUUAUAAUGAACAGCCUACAUUGGCUUUAUCAAGAUACAUUUGAAAAAAACUUUACCUUGCAUGAGGAGUCUCAAUACCUAUCUAUCUACCAAUCUAUCAAUCUUCUAUCUAUCUACAAAUGUAUCU